GGGGGCCUUCACCAUGGCUGCAUGUGUACUGCUUGGGGGGCACCUUACCCAUAUGCACUGCUGGGGGAUCAGAGACUGGGGACACCUUACCCAUCUGUACUGCUAGGUGGGAUCAGAGUCUAGGGGCACCUUACCCAUGUGCACUGCUGGGGGAUCAGAGUCUAGGGGCACCUUACCCAUGUGUACUGCUGGGGGCACCUUACCCAUGUGUACUACCCUGGGGAUCGGAGACUUGGCACCUUACCCAUGUGUACUACCUUGGGGUUUAGAGACUUGGCACCUUACUAUGUGUACUACCUUGGGGAUCAGAGACUUGGCACCUUACCCAUGUGUACUACCUUGGGGAUCAGAGACUUGGCACCUUACCCAUGUGUACUACCUUGGGGAUCAGAGACUUGGGGCACUUUGCAUGUUUAUUGCUGGGGCAUCAGAGGCUGAGGGGGGUGUGACAGGAGCCUGGCUUCACCAUAGCUGCAUGUGCAUUGCUGGGUGAUCUGUAACGGGGGGGGGGAUAACUUACACUUGUGCAUUGCUGGGGAGACCUUACACCUGAGGGGGAUGUGAGAGGACCUUGGCUUCACCAUGGCUACAUGAGCAUUCCUGGGUGAUCUGGAAGUGGGCACACAUUACACACGCGGGGGGAUCCUGACUUCACCAUGGCUAUAUGUGCAUUCCUGGGUGAUCUGGAAGUGGGCACACAUUACACACGCGGGGGGAUCCUGACUUCACCAUGGCUAUAUGUGCAUUGCUGGGUGAUCUGCAACUGGGAACCCCUUCCACCUGGGUAAUGGUGGGUGAUUAGAGGCUGGGAAAACCUUACAUUCACAGGCUGAGAACAACUUGUAUGUGCAUUUCUUGGGAUGAUCCAGUGCACAUGUACAUUGCUGAGUGAUCAGAAGCUGGGAACAACUUGCAUGUGUAUACUUCAUUCCUCUUGUACUUUCCUUGGCGAUCAGAAGCUGGGUACACCUUACACAUGAGGGGAAUCCUAGCUUUAUGUUGGCUACAUUGCCAGAUGAUCUGGAACACUUUGCACAAAUGGGUGAUCAGGGUCUGGGAACACUUUGCACAUGAUGCCCCAUGCAGCAGAGAAGGGGUGUGUCCAGCACUGGGGCACUAGGAGUGAAUGAGAGCAGACAAGACAGCAGUGCAUGUGGAUGAGUAGGAAGUCCGCCCCCCUGCGGUCACCUCUCCCUCCUCCUCCCUCUUCACAGCAAGGGUUUGUUUUCAUUCAUAAGUUUUUCCUUCCUCUCCUGUCCUCUAUCACCAGGCUCUCUCCCCCAUCAUUCACAAGGAGCACACAGCCCCCCCCCCCAGCCAUCUGCAAACCAUUGAUCUCCGCUGCCCUGCAUCCCCCUCCUGCAGGGUGCAUGAUGAUGGCAUGAUCAUUAGAUCUUUAAUGCCCGGCUGUGUCUCUAAAAUGCAACAACAUAUCGACAUCUACGUGCUGCUCCGGCUUCCUGAGAACUCGGUCAGGGCAUUGGAAAGCCCCACAGCGUGUCUGCAGCCUUUUAACCAAUUUUUCACAACUCGUAACGAAAUUUUCAGAUGCAUGCCAAGUUCACACUGAAUGCCAGAAGUCGAGAUCACCACAGAUGGAGCUACAAAGUCAACAUGGCACUAGCGGUUCAUUAGUGGUCAUCCAGCAGCCUUCUUCAGACAGUAGGCAGCGGUUGGAAUAUGAGCGGGAAGUUCAGCCAGCGACUAUCUUGUCUUUGGACCAGAUCAAAGCUCUUCGCAAUAGGAAUGAGUAUACAGAAGGCCCAUCCAUGGUGAGGAAACAUGGGCCAAAAACUGCACCAAGGCACAGUAAGCCGGAGAGAACUCACGAGAUUAUACCAGUUAAUGUGAAUAAUAACAAUGAGCACAGAGCCCCUCACCCGGCUCACACAGGACAUGUGUACGUUGCUCGGGCUCCUGUGCUCAGUAGGUCCACCAGCACAGGGAGUGCAGCGAGUUCUGCUAGCACAAAUAGUGCCUCCUCGGAACAGGAACUUUUGGGACAGUCUCCUCCACCCAGAAACGGCUCUGGACACAGGACGGACAGGGUAGUUCGGAUGCAGCCCAAGGCUUCUGUGUUGGUUACAGAAGACCUAAAGAGCUCUUUAAAAUUGGACUCGACACAGCACAGGUUUAUUUGUGAACAGUGCGGAAAGUGCAAGUGUUCAGAUUGCACAGCUCCAAAGCCCCUACCAUCAUGCUUGGCAUGCAACGGUCAGUGUCUCUGCUCUGCUGAGAGCAUGGUGGAAUACAGCACUUGCAUGUGUCUAGUCAAAGCAGCUUUCUACCACUGUUCAAACAACGACGAGGGCGAUUCGUACGCGGAUAACCCUUGUUCUUGCACCCAGUCUCACUGCUGCUCUAGAUACUUGUGCAUGGGAGCAAUGUCCUUGGUAUUCCCAUGCUUGCUUUGCUACCCUCCUGCCAAGGCAUGCCUAAAACUGUGCCGUGGUUGUUAUGACAGAGUUAAUCGCCCUGGUUGUCGGUGCAAAAAUUCAAAUACUGUGUACUGCAAACUGGAUGAUGUGCCACGGGGCCAAGGCAAGCCCUCCUGACUUGAUUGGAGUAUUGUUUCCAACUAACGGAUCCAUUGGCUGCGUAGGCUAUAUAAAUCUACAGAUGUAUUUUUUUAUUUUUUUUGUACCUCCAUUUCCCCCUGGAUUGUUCUCUUCUUCUAUUCCCAGAUUUCCACAGAAAUUGGUUAAGAUAAGGUGUUGGCUUAGACAUCUACUAUGUUCGUUCAACCAGCAUGUUCUGCACAGUGGCGCAAAUGACAGUGUUAAUGUACAAAUUGCAGCAACUUAUUAGAUCAGAUGAAGUUUUAUCGGUGAAUGAUGACUUCUGAUUUGUUACGAAAUGUGUUUGACGGUCGAGGGCAAAAUUUGUAUCUUUUUGUUGUCUAGAGAGGAAAGCCUCGUUUUCAUUAACCAUUUCUAGUUUAUUUUACCAUCUAACUAGUUACAUUUACAGUCUGUGUUCUUGCUAGUAUGGAUGGGCAUUUUGUAACCUCAACAAAACAUCCCUUGCACCUUCCCUCCGCCCCCCUUUUUUUUUUUUUUUUCAAAAAUCCUAAAAGGCUAUAGUCUUUCAAUGAAAGAAUUGCAAGGAAAUGCCUUUCUUUUCUUCUUUUUUAUUUUUUUUUUUUUUUUAUGCAAGGUGUAGGAGUCUGUUCAGCAUGCCACUCUGUGUUGAAUGAGUUAAUCUGCAUGAACUCCCACCCCUUUUUUUUUUUUUUUUUUUUUUUUUUAACUUGUUUAUGAAUUGGCAUCAGACACACUUGUCUAUGUUGAAGGACAUCUAUUUAAAUCCCCACCCUGCUCCAAUUUGCCUUAUCUUGUCUCUGUUACUAAUGUGUUGCACUCAGGUGCCAGAAAAUGCAGUAGCCUUAAUAAUAAGCUCUUUCUCACGGGGAAUCCGAUAUUUUGUUUCCUGACAGUGACCUGUUUUCCCGUGGUGUGUGUGUG
Molecule: messenger RNA, 3464 nt
Organism: Rana temporaria (common frog)
Lineage: Eukaryota; Metazoa; Chordata; Amphibia; Anura; Ranidae
Gene: SPRY1
Product: sprouty RTK signaling antagonist 1
Exons: 2
Coding region: 1596-2555 (319 amino acids)
Biological process (GO): negative regulation of MAP kinase activity; animal organ development; multicellular organism development
Cellular component (GO): membrane; cytosol
Source: RefSeq, a predicted model, not a curated record